Anthonomus grandis grandis is the source of this 6058-nucleotide messenger RNA. Its product is annotated as tax1-binding protein 3 homolog. NCBI's taxonomy places the organism in Eukaryota, Metazoa, Arthropoda, Insecta, Coleoptera, Curculionidae. The transcript is spliced from 3 exons. Gene Ontology annotation, molecular function: protein binding. The coding region runs from base 164 to 523 and encodes 119 amino acids. The record is from RefSeq and is a predicted model, not a curated record.
AAGCUUUCAGUUUUGCCCGCCAGAGCUUCUUAUGGCGCUAGCUCUCUUAUUUUGAUUCCAAGUAUUAUUAUACGAAUCUGAAAAUCUAGAAGUGUUAAUAUAUUAUAUACUAGAUUGCUGUUGUUUUGAACUUUUGAAAUUUAAAAACAGCGAUUUAAUAAAAAUGUGUGCAAAAAUGGCUUUUCAGCACCAAGCCGGAACGGCUAUGGAGUGCUUGAGUAUCCCAAUAACUCUGCAAAAGGAAGUUUGUGGGGAUCAGAUGCGUUGUGGUUUUAAGAUUGGUGGUGGAAUUGAUCAAGACUAUAAUAAAAGCCCUCAGGGAUACACAGAUAAUGGUAUUUAUGUGACGGAAGUACAUGAAUCAAGCCCAGCCUCUCGAGCAGGUUUAAGGGUUCAUGAUAAAAUACUUCAGUGCAAUGGAUAUGAUUUUACAAUGGUGACCCACAAAAAAGCAGUGAGCUACAUAAAGAAGAACCCAACCUUAAGUUUACUUGUAGCACGUAAAGGGGUUACCUCAACCUAAGCAUAAUUUGUUUACUUCGGUAAUCAUUCCCUUAUCAUGUUUUGUAUGUUACCAUAUUUGUUUUUAUUUUAAAAACUUUUAAUAUUGUUUUGUAAAUUGCAAUACAAUAUUUACACUUUCACUUAAGUCAUCAUAAGUUUUAAUUGAACAUCUUAGUAAUACAUUAUUUAAUUAUAUAAUAAAUUAGUUUUUAUUUUAAUACACAAUUUUUGUGGUAAAUGUUUCAUACACUAUACAUUUAUAAUACAUAUUUACUUAAACCUUGUGAAUACAUAAUUGCAAAUUACAAAACAGUGCUGUUUUAAAAAAAAUAUUAUAAUUAUACUUAUACUUAAGAUAAGCUUAUUUUCUAGAAAUAAUUUUAAGAUAAAAUAUACGUUGUUUUUAAAAAUGGGGUGCUAAAAGUGAAACAAUUUUUUUUUAAUAUUAUGUCCAUAACGUGAAAAGUAUUAUAUUGUCAGCGGUUUUUAUGAAGCUUUCCCAGACCGAUGGCAGGCAUUUUUGCGGAAACUAAAUUUGAUGAGUUUACUUACCUCUAAAUAUUGUAAGCACAUGAUUAAACAUGCUUUACUUCCCGUAAAAAAUUGCGUGUAUGUCAGAAGGCUGCCAAACUCUCGUUACUCGUACCAUACUUUGCCCCGCCUAUGCGCUCCCGCUAAGAAAACCUAGCAGCUCAAAUCUAUAAUUUGGCCGUUGUAAUAAUGAAGUCAGGGUACCAUUUUUUUUAUGUUAUAUUGAAGCACUUUUUUUGAUUUUUAAUAAUUUUUGACUUGUGUAUAUGGUUACAGUAAAGUUUCUUACAAGACUAUCAUACAGAAAAGGAUUAUUUUCUUUAAUAAUUCUUCACAAGAACUCGACUUCUGUCUUUUGCAGUUAAUUUGAGUUUCUUUAUAAGAAUUGCUAUGGCGUAUUUAUGAUAAUUGCGAAAAUAUUGAAAAACAAAAUUUGAAGCUAAUCAUAACUUAUUUAUGUUUUAAAAAUAUUCUAUUUAUUUUGACAUAUUUAUUAAGUGUUAUAUAGUCGUCGCAUUUAUAUUUUAUUUAAGUUUAAAUAGUGUUAGUACUAAUAAUAUAUAAGUAUGGUUAAGUUUCAAGUUGAUAACACAAUUUUUUAAACUAUUUUAUACAGAGUAAAUUAGAAAACAUUUGAAAGUAGACCUAGGGCCGGGCUUUGAAUUCGUAACCUUAAGCUAUCUAAAUAUUGAUUAGUUAUUUUAUAUUGAAUUCUGACAAAAAUAUUAUAUUGAAAUCUGUUAUGUUAGAACAUAAUAUGGAGAUAUACAAACGUUUAAAUUUCUUCCGUUACCUUAUGCCGAAUAUUUAUAUUAUGUUCCACCACAUAUUUUUACAGGCUUAAAACAGGUAUUUCUUAUUUUAUUACUGUAACACGUUUAAUUUUAAUAAUUUUAUUAUAUAAAUGUAUAUAACAUAAGUAAAAUUUGUAUUGUUGUGACGAAUUCAUAAUUAGUUACUUAUUUUGUUGGGUAUUUUGGUUGGGUAUAUUAUAGUAAAAAUCAAUUUAGAAAAAACACCCUCUUACACCCUCAAAUAUUAAAAACAAGAAAAUAUUUACGUAUAUAAAAUAAAUCUUAGAUCUUUAACGACACCUUUCGUUAUGUUUAAUUUAAUGAAGUUCAAUAAAUGUUAAAUACAAUAAUUUACUUGAGGUAUAAUAGAAGAUGAGGCUUCAUCUAUCGAUCUCUGAGCUCGUUUCUUUUUUUUAUUAUCCUAGGCUAACUUUAUUUUAAAUAUUGAAAUUGAACAUAAUGAAAAAACCUAUUUAUUUAAUAAAAAUACCUUAGAACAUUGAAAGGCUAGAAUUAGUAAACAACAACUUUGUUUGAGUUCAAGGGGCAAAGGGGGUGUUUUGUUUACAAACAUAUUCACCGAUUCUCUGUUGUCAAGUUUACACGCAUUUUCAGCUAUACAUAUAAUAAUGUUAAUUUAACAUAUGCAGCAAACACACGCAGGCUGAUGUCAUAUUGACAAACGGCUUUAUGUUUCUUUCGGAAUUUGUGAAGUUCUGUGUUUUUCUUUAGUUUUUGGGUCAAAAAGGUUGAGUCAUUUCAGUGUUUUUGUAAACUCCUACGAUAGUAAAAACUUUUGCCGUUUGUGACGCACCAUGGGAAAAGGGCGAUUUAAACCCAUGUUUUCGCAAGUAAAUACCGAUAUUGUCGUAACAUUAUAUCAAAAGACAACCGUCGUCAGAAACGUAGAAUAAUAAAAACUUAUCAAGAAAUCUAUAAUUAUAAAAUAUUUAAUUGCCAUAAAAAUGUUUUUUAAUAGAUUUACUGUAAUGAAGUACGUUAAAAAAAACGCAGAAAGAGUUCAUAAACGGUAAUAUUGUUUAUAAUUUAAAGCAUUAUCUAUUAAUAAUAAAUAUUUAUGAUGUAAAUAUUUUUUGACGAAGUCACUGGUAAAGAUUUCUUGUGUCGGUGGAAUCAAGAAUGCGAUCGAGCGGCGUUGCGAUGUUUUUGCCUUUUUCUCUAAUCUACGUUAUCUACAUUCGUUUAACUUUGAAUGUUUCUUUAUUGAGUAUCUUAUCAUAUUUUAUGAAAAAAAUAUGCUUCAUAUUUUUUUAAAGAGGAAUAGUAUUCUUUUGCGCCUGUCAAAAUAAGUGAAAAAUUUUUCUGAUAUUUUAAAGUGUUUUUUUUUUGCCAUUUCUACAUAAGCGUUUGGCAUCAUUGCAUCAGAGAUGUUGCAACCAAACAAACUGCCCAUAGUUCCACGGCAAUGCCUUUUAAUGUUCUAAGAAAAAUCCCUAAUUUGAACCAACGAUUUAGUAAUUCUAUCUACUACCAAAUAAAAAUAUCAAUAAAUAUACUUAUAUUUUAAAUAAAUAAAUAGAUUUUGCACCGCCGCUAAAUCGAUUUUAGCUUUACCUUUGACCUUUUUUUUUAUAAAUGAUUCUUAAUUCGAAAAUAGUUAGAAUACUUUUGUUACAAUUUGACGAUUGACUGAUCCAUCCAUGAAAAUAAAUCAAUCGUCAAAUUAUAAAAAAGUAUUCUAUCUAUUUUCGAAUUAAGAACCAUUUGAAAAAGAAAGGUCAGGCGGGAAAUUGGAAAAUAUAAGCAUAUUUGUUCAUACUUUUAAUUUUAUUUUAUUUACCUUGAUAACGGUAGUAGACAGAACUACUGAAUCGUUGGUAAAAUUUAGGUCGGUCAAAUCAAAUUAGGUAUUUUUAUUAAAUAAAUGGGUUGUUUCAUUCUGUUCAAUUUCAAUAUUUAAAAUAAAGUUAGAGCUGAGAGAUCGAUAGAUGAAGCCUCAGCUCCUGGGUAUAUAAAAAACCCUAUUAUAACUUAAGUAAAUUAUUGUAUUUAAGAUUUAUUGAACCGACAUUAGAUUAAAUAUAACGAAAGAUUUAUGUUCGUAUUUCUUUUAAAUACGUCAGUAAGUCUAUAUUCUUCAUUUUUAUAUUUGAGCGAGAGAAAUUGAUUUUUACUAUAAAAGUGACGUAAUACGCAACAAAAUAAGUAACUAAUAUAUAAAAUGUAUAAGGAUAAAAGGGGUUGAGACGUCCCAGUGAAAUGUUGCAUGUAGUACAGUUUUGUAAAUUAGAUUUUAAGUAAGUUCUUUUGGGUGAUGUUUAUAUAAUACAGUAAUAAAUAACGUAAGUAAUAGAGAAACUUACCUCAGAUAUGUAUAUUCCAACGCGAAUAAUAAGAUAUAACCUUUAUUAUUAAUAACAGCAUUACAACGUUUUGCCAAGUAUACUUUGGACGACACGCUACAUCUGUUAAAAAGUGAGUCAUUAAUUUACAGAGCUUCUUAUAGAUGUAAGUCAUGUACAGUGCCGGCCAAAAGUGGAGAAACUUUUUAUUUUUAUGACAUUUUUAUGCUAUAAUACAAAAUGUGGAUAAAAGCACUAAUACUUUGUGGCAUAACCGUUAUUCUUCACAACUUCACUACACCGUCUUGGCAUAGAUUCAAGAAGAUUGUGUAUAAUAUCUCCGGAAAUUUCACUCCAUGCUUCUUUUAGGAAUAAUUCGUCUUUAUUUUGGAUUUUUUUGUCGAACUUUUUUGUUUAGGUGCUCCCAAAAGUUCUCGAUGGGAUUUAAAUCUAGACUUUGAGCUGGCCACUUCAGAACUUGAAUUUGUUGAGAGGUUAGGAAAUUUUUAACAAUUUUAGAAGUGUGCUUGGGAUCGUUAUCAUGCUGGAAUUUCCAAAUUAACGGCAUAUUAUACUCGGCGUAGGGAAGCAUAUUAUUCCUUAAGAUGUUUAGAUAAUAUUGGCUAUUCAAGAUCCCAUCUAUUCUCACCAGUGGACCAACGCCAUGCCCGGAAAAACAUUACAAAGAACAAACACAAAACACCUCACACCAACACAUUCCCGCCUCCAUGUUUGAUUGUGGGAAUAGUGUACUUUGGGUUGACAUUUUCAUUCUCGGGACGUCUAACCCAUCUCAUACCAUCUGACCCAAAUAAAUUGAACUUACUUUCAUCUGACCAUAAAACGUUUUUCCAUUGAUUAUAGGUCCAAUGUAAGUGUUCUUUUGCGAAUCUUAAACGAAUUUGUAUAUUUUUCGUUGAAAUGAAAGGUUUUUUACCGGUCUCCUGGCUUUUAAGUUGGCGUCACUUACACGUCUUCGAAUAGAUCGAACUGAAAGGGAAAUGCUGAGAUAUGCCUUUUUUAUAUCUUCGGCGGAGAAAAAUGGAUUUCUUCUAGAACAUCGUCUAAUUAGCUUGUCAGUUGCAGAUGUUGUUUUUUUUGGGUCUACCUGGCUCAGAGAUGCUAGCAGUAGUGCCUCUAGUUUGCUACAAUUUGAUUUAUUUACAAAUGACACUUUUAUGAAGAUCAAGUUCUCUAGCGAUUGUUACUUGUUUCACUCCCGCAUUGUGCUUCUCAAUUAUAAGUUUUUUUAUUUGUUCAGUUAAAUUUAUACCUCGAGGCAUUUUAAUACUAAAUAGGCUUCUUCACAAUCGAAAACGAACUGCUGCAAACGAGACCUAUUUAAUUUAAAAUAUGUAAUACAAAAAGUUUCUCUAUUUAUGUCCUCAAGUAAAAAAAACCAUGUUUACUAUUUACACUCCUGUGAUAAAUAUUCAAACUGUUUUGGUAUGAAUUUAUGGCUUAGGCUAAGAUAAACAUGUUUAAUACAUGGUGUCACAAAAAUUUUGAAUAGAUUAUUAAAUUAGAUAAUAAAUUAAAAGUUUCUCUACUUUUGGCCGGCACUGUAUAUCUAUAAUUCUAUUAAUAACAAAUAAUUAUUAAUAACAAAAAAUUAGAUUAAUGACCAGAGAAUUUUUAAUCAUACUCAGUUCAGACGAGAUGCGUUCGGGUAAAACUGUUCUGGUUUAAACAUGUCUAUUUUUUUCGAAAAAUCCUAAUAUCUUGCAAAGUUAGAAAUUCCUGAAAAAAAUGUUUUACUUUUUUCCACUACUUUAUAUACUAAUUUUUUUUAAAUUCCAAUUCUUUAUAUACAUUAGCUAAUAAUUUUCAAACGGCUGGGUAUUUUUAAAUUUUUUUAGGUCAUUAAUAUUAAAGUGCUAUCAUUAGAAAAAAAAACAUUAUGCAAUAAAAAAGAGGCAAAAUACA